UGUUCACGCCGCCAGAUCCAGUGUUUGUUUGUCGCAACCCCGUAUGGAAAAUGGAGACGCUACACCAGGACCGGACGAGCUAAAGAUCAAUUAAUGCUCAUGUGAUUUUUUUUUUAGACCAGACAAACCGGUAUUAAUAGCAUCCGGCUUCCAGUCAGACGAACCACCGGCCAAGACAACCAUGGAAAUCUUUGGGAAUUUAGAGCGCAUUAAGGUGUUUCCACAUCUGGAAGUAGGAAAUGACAACACGUCUCCGAUACUUUAAAUGCAACAUCUAGGAUCGCCGGCUUUCAACAUGAUCAAACGUACUCUUAGUUUAAAUUCGUGAGAAAUGAGCGCAAACAGAUCUGAGACACAAAACGAUUAGUCAGCUAGUUUCGUUGUAUAUUUUAGUUGUUUUUGGUUUUAAUUUUAAACGUGCGUUUUAGAAAUAGAAAUGGGAUUUUUUAUAAAUAUAUAUCAUUUAUAACGUCAGUGAUAUUUUAGUUACACUUUUUUUUUAGUUACAAUUUUUUUUUGCAACGAGACGAAUAGCAAUAACUGUAAAAAUGAGAUCUCUGGCACCGGGAAUCAAACUCAUCACCUCUUUCUCUAGAGACAGCUGGUACCGGUUCUUCAUCCUCAUCCUCACGUUUGUCUUCUAUACCACCUACCACCUCUCUCGAAAGCCUAUCAGUAUUGUCAAGAGCCAGCUGCACAGAAACUGCUCUAAUGUUAUUCAUCCAGCAGACCUCAACAUCACUGACAAUGACACCUGGUGUGACUGGGCUCCUUUUGACAAGAACAAUUACCAGAACCUGUUUGGAGUGUUGGACAACUGCUUUCUUGUUGCUUAUGCUAUUGGCAUGUUCUUUAGUGGGAUGUUUGGAGAGCGAUUGCCUUUGCGUUACUACCUGAGCUCAGGGAUGAUUCUCAGUGGCCUUUUCACUGUUCUGUUUGGCCUGGGCUUUUACUGGCAAAUCCACUCUUUGUGGUAUUACUGCUUAGUUCAGGCCUUAAAUGGGCUGGUGCAGACUACCGGCUGGCCGGCGGUGGUAGCGUGUGUUGGGAACUGGUUUGGGAAGGGAAAGCGUGGAUUCAUCAUGGGGAUCUGGAACUCUCAUACCUCAGUAGGAAACAUUCUGGGCUCCCUCAUUGCUGGGGUCUAUGUGUCGUCCUCGUGGGGCCUGUCAUUCAUUGUGCCUGGUAUCAUCAUCGCUUCUGCUGGAGUCAUCUGCUUUUUGUUCUUGGUUGAAAAACCUGAAGAUGUGAACUGUACUCUACCACAACAUCAUGAGAGUGUGGAGCAGGAGCCUCUACUGAGGAACUCAUCCAGUAAUGAGGAGAUCUUCAGCACUAACACCUCCACAGCCGUAGAGCCGGAGGAGGAUCACACAGAAGCCAUCAGCUUCUGCGGCGCACUCAGGAUUCCUGGUGUGGUGGAGUUCUCUCUGUGUUUGCUUUUUGCUAAGCUGGUCAGCUACACCUUCCUCUACUGGCUUCCUUUAUACAUCGCUAAUGUCGCUCAUUUUGACCCUAAAGAAGCUGGGGACCUAUCUACGUUGUUUGAUGUUGGAGGAAUUGUGGGUGGCAUCCUGGCUGGAUUGAUAUCAGACUACAGUGGAGGCAGAGCCACUACUUGCUGUGCCAUGUUGAUCAUUGCUGCUCCUAUGCUGUUCCUGUACAAUAAAAUUGGGCAGAAUGGCUUGCCGACCACCAUUGGCAUGUUGCUGUGGUGUGGUGCUCUCGUGAAUGGACCCUAUGCCCUCAUCACCACUGCUGUAUCAGCUGACCUAGGAACCCAUGAGUGCCUGAGAGGGAACUCUAGAGCACUGUCCACUGUGACCGCUAUUAUUGACGGCACUGGAUCAAUAGGCGCCGCUAUUGGGCCUCUGUUGGCUGGUCUGAUUUCUCCCACCGGUUGGAAUAAUGUUUUCUAUAUGCUCAUUGCUGCUGAUGUGCUGGCCUGUCUGCUGUUGUCCAGGCUUGUGUAUAAGGAGGUCAGAGGAUGGUGCGGAUACACUACAAGGCAGAGAGGGUUCAAAGAGAUCUGAGCCGCCCGUCGAACAAGAGAAUAUCACACCUGUGACGGAAAAUUACCUGCAGCAUAACGACAAAAAGGGACCAUGGGUUGAUCCAACACACCAAGCCUUUUUAUGCCCAAGGGUUAUUUUAUAUGAAAAUUGUAACAUGAGACUUUCAUCCUUUUAUACUGAUAAUGGAACAAAGCUCAGCUGCUGCAGUGAAGGAAGAGGGGAGUUACACACACACCCUCGUCUGACACACGUGGCCUGAGUGGGACAAACACAAGAGGAUCAUCAUUUUAAUACAGGAUGUUUUUAAUGACUGAAGCUCAGUACAAAUGUACCUUUUUUCUAGCAUUAAAAUAUGCCAUCAGUGCUUUGUCCUUUUAUCUGUGCAGUGUCUGCAUGAUCAUUCGUACGUUUCCUGUUCAAGUCCAUUUCCUGUUUGUUAUUGGCCUGGCUCUGUCCAGGUCAUGUUGUCAUAUGGGGCAAGUUGUUACAAUUACAUCCAGAUUUAAAACGGAUAUGAAACACUGAAAAACAAGUCAUUAAACCAUAAAAAAGUACAACAUAUAUAACUAUAACAAUGUUUUUGACAACAGAAAUUGUAAUCAAUUGUGUAAUUAUUGUAUUAGUUAAUGGAUUGGAAGUGUAUACAUUUUAAAAUGUUCAGUUUCCCUGACCUGACAUUUAUGAAAAUUAUCCUCUUUUAUUAAAAUCUACACUACCAUUCAAAA
This is a messenger RNA of Cyprinus carpio (common carp), 2740 nucleotides long. It is a transcript of the gene slc37a2, whose product is annotated as solute carrier family 37 member 2. Bases 549 to 2033 code for a protein of 494 amino acids. The record is from RefSeq and is a predicted model, not a curated record. Gene Ontology annotation, cellular component: endoplasmic reticulum membrane. Gene Ontology annotation, biological process: phosphate ion transmembrane transport; glucose-6-phosphate transport. Gene Ontology annotation, molecular function: glucose 6-phosphate:phosphate antiporter activity. Lineage: Eukaryota; Metazoa; Chordata; Actinopteri; Cypriniformes; Cyprinidae. The transcript is spliced from 18 exons.